Vitrella brassicaformis is the source of this 5304-nucleotide messenger RNA. The record is from the annotation of a GenBank genome assembly. NCBI's taxonomy places the organism in Eukaryota, Vitrellaceae.
CCCAAAGGACACUUUUCCAAACGAGGAGAUGGGCGGGCGGAGAUGCAGAAGCGGCUGGCAUGGAAAAACAUCGCCUUCUCGGCGGCCGCCGGGCGUUUUGGUGAUCUGCCUGGCUUCCUUGGCUGUGAGCAGGGGUGCCCUGAUGGAGACAAUCAUCGUCAACAACACAGCAGCAGGCAAAGCCGGCGAGGCAGCCGCCGCGCUUCAUAAGGCGAUUGAGGCGGCAAACGGGCAGGACGGAGCCGACGACGUCAUCUCAUUUCAGGUGGAGGGCACAGCAUCAGCGGCCGUCGAUGUGGUGGUCUCUGAGCCACUGCCGGUGAUCAAGGAAGGGCUGACCAUCAGGGGGCCCGGCUCGGGCCGGCUGCGCAUUGUCAAAGCCUACCACGGCCGCCCGCUCUUCCAGUUCGACGAAGGCGCCGGUCCCGCGGUGGUUCAGGGAGUCACUCUGGCCAUUCACCAUCCCUCCACCAGCACGAUGGUCGUCACGAAGGCCAGGUCCCUCACUCUCACCGACGUGGUCAUCAAGGGCGUCAAGAAGCACAACAGCGGCCGAGGCAUCUACUGCGAAGCUGGGGGCAGGGGCGGCGUGCACCUGACGUUGGAUGCCGUCGAGAUCGCUCACAUGAAGGUCCAUCACGAUGACGGCGGUGGGAUCCUCGCCAACUGCGGCCUGACCGUCAGGUCGUCGGAGGUGCAUUUCAACGCGGCGGGCAGGGGCGCGGGCAUCUUCCUGGGGCCGAUGGCGCAGAAAGUGGACAUCUCAGCGACCAAGAUCAUGAACAACCAUGCAAACGGUGAGCGAAACAUGAAGCAGUUGACGUCAAUUGUGCAUUGAGUUACAAGAGUCUCUCAUCUCCGCUGCGCUUCAGCCGAGGGCGGAGGCAUCUUCGCCACUCAGCCGACAAGCAAGGACAACGAGACGUCUGCAGCCUCACCACCCCUGGUGCUGCACGAGUCCUUGGUGGUCGGCAACUCGGCCACCAAUGGCGGAGGCCUCUUCGCCGGCCGACGGGCGAACAUCACACACACAGGUGGGCGGGGCGGUUAGUGCACAACACAGCGCAGCUCAGCAUUGGAUCGCUCCUUUGUGUGCUGUGGUCUUCCCGCAGUGUUGAUGGUGAAUCAAGCGCCGGAGGGUGGGGGCAUCCAUUUUUCAAGACGGUCUGGGGGAUCUGUCGUCCGUGGUGUGAGCGUCGAAGGGAACCAGGGGAACACAGGUGUGUGUAGGGGUGUGUAUGUGGGAUGUCUUAUCCACAUGUGAUCAAAAAGACAGACAGACAGACAGACAAGAGUGAUCUGUGUGUGGUGUGUGUGUGUGUGUGUGAGUCUGCAGGUGGCGGCAUCAUGUGCAACGCCCCAGUGCAAAUUGAAGACACCACACUCAGACAAAACAGGCACACACACACACACACACGCGACACCACACGAGCACACAACCGAGGCCAUGCCCACGUGUCUGUCUGUCUGUCUGUCUGUUCAGGGCUCGUGGUGCGUCGUCAUACGGCGGUGGUCUGUCCAUAGGGAAGCACUGCGGCACCCCCACCCAACACACCACCAUCACCGACAGCUUCAUCCAACACAACCUCGCACACGCCGGCGGGGGCAUGGCCGUCGACACGCCGGAUGCACACGUCGACAUCGUCCGAACCACCAUCUCAUCUAACGUCGCUGAGGGCCAUUACGAAGGCAAGUCGUCCCUCUCUCUCUCUCUUGCGCCCCUUUGUGUCACACGGAUGCUGUCUCUCUCUCGCCCUCUCUCUCUCUCUCUCUCUCUCUCUCCCUCUCUCCCUCCCUGUCUGUGUGGGUGUUUCUAGGAGGUGGUGGCGGAGUUUGGAUAGGCCAGAGGGUCGCUUCUCUUUCUUUCAGAGAGAGCAUCGUUGCGGCCAACGAGUACAGUGACACCACCAGUGAGGGCACGGAGACCGCCGCCACGGCCAGGAGGCAGAACUGUGGGUCGAGCAGCGAGGAGCAGCCGGGCGUUCAUGACAAAGGGGGCAACUGGGCGCCGCUAUGCCAACAUCUACUCACACACGCUGACACGGUGAGCAGACGAGAAGAACAAGGGAAAGGCUCCCUUUGCAAUGUGUGCGUGUGUGUGUGUGCGUGUAUGGUUGGUCCGCCCACAGUCGCCAGAUGCCCCUGAGGGCAUGGAGGUCCGUCACAGCGUGAUGCCGCUCCCCAAGGCAGGCAGGCCUUCCCAUGGUCGGCCGGCACACCUCCACACACAACACGACACACGUGUGCGCAAGAGUCCAGACAGCCCUCUGCUGCUGUCCUGUCCUGCCCUGCACUGCCCAAACAGACAGCCCGCGAAGCAACAACAGCAACAAGAGCAGAAGGGAGACCCAGGCAGCCCCCCCAUCAGUACCCAAGGCCGCAGCGGCCCUCGCAGCGGCCACUAACAAGGUCUUCCUCAGCUGCUUCGAAGAUGGCGUCGAGUACGGCGUCACGACCAACGCCACCCACCCCCUUGACCUUGGCAGCGCCAGAGUCACCAACAUCCACGCCUGUCAGGAGCUCUGCCAGCAGUCGCCCAACUGUCAAGCCUUCUCCUACAUGGCCAGCGACCGGAUCUGCUAUCUCAAGGCCGCUGAAGAGCCCACGAAGCCAAACGCCGACCUGACGAGCGGGCCGAGAGAGUGUGAGGACCUCAAGAGCAGAACGGACGAUGGGAGAGACGAGGAGAGGGAUGAAGGGGAAGAGGGAGAGGAGUCGGGUGAUGUGGAUGUGUCUGAUGAGACGUGGAUGGAUUUCGUGGAGGGUGUCACGCCGGAGAUGGAGAAGAAGAUACGGCUGGCGAUGCUGGUGAGUGAGGGAGGGAGGGAGGGAGGGAGGGAGUGGGCGUGCCUGAGUGCAACCCCCCGCCCAUCUGUCCAUGGAUGGAUGGAUGGGUAUUGUGGGCGCCACUGUGUGUGCAGAUUGCCAAGCUCAAUCGCGCGACAACUGACGCAGAAGAAGAAGAUUCAGAAGACUCAGAAGACACCGAACAAGAAGAGGUCGACGAUGAGGUCGACAAAGAUGCUGAUGAGCUGGCGGGCCUGGAGGGGCUGGAUGUGGGUGGGGGGGUGGUGACCGAGGCCGCCGUGGCCGCCGUGGCCAGACGCCCCCCCAAGCCCUACCCAGGCGCCACACACAGCCCCAACCCCAACUCCCGCCCCAACCAAGUGCCAAGAACCCCGCCACGGACCCCCCACGCCCAUCGGUACCCUCCCUGCUUCCAAUUGGGCGUCGGCUACCACUUCCCAACGAGACGGGGGGACCUUGGGGACGCGCCCAACGUGACGUCGGCCCGGGUGUGUCAGCGGCUGUGCCAGUGGAAGCCCAGCUGCCACGUGUUUGUGUUUGACCAGAAGAAGGCCACCUGCUACUUCAAGGGGCAAGGUGGCCGGAGGGAGGCGAAGAUCGGAAUGGUGAGCGGCCCGAGGGCCUGCGACGACUCGCUCAUCGGCUACUCGGGCGAGGAUAAUCAUGACGACGGCCAAGGCGAGGAGUACUGGGAAGAGCCGACCGCUGCCCCGGCUGAGCAUGCCGACAAAGAGAGCGCUUCAUCCUCGGCUGCCUCGGCACUGGCCGCCAUCGAUAUACCAGGCAGGUGACACACAAAGGGCCAGAGAGGCAGGCAGACGGUGGACGCUCCUCCCUCCCUCAUCAGCUCUCAUUACGGGUGACGGCGGGUGUUUCGAGAUGGGUGUCGAGUACUCCGACGACAGCCCGGACAGCAACCUGGCCUCGGUCGGCAAAGUCGCCUCCCUCCUCGACUGCCGCGACGCCUGCAGCAGCCGACCCGCCUGCCUCUUCUUCACAUUCGACCCACACAAGUACAUGUGCCACCUGAAGGACGAGAGACUCCCCGUCAGGGCCAAUGCCCACGUCAUCUCGGGGCCGAGAGUCUGUGGCGAGCAGGCGGCCCGGCCGCGGAGAGCACUGUCGACCAUCCCGGCGGCGACUGAGGACGUGGUCAUGAGACACAGGACCACGGCGGUGGCUGCGCAGGUCGACAGUCCGACAGCAGCACGAGCGAGGGUGAGGGAGCCCUCAUGGCAACAGCCAUGGCCACAGUCGCCGCCCAUUCCUGGGGCGUUUGCAGGUACGAAUCUACUCCCAGGCACCGCACCUAAUACCAUUUCUCUCUGCCUGUCCGUGUGUGUGUGUGACGACUGAGCAGUGGUGCUGCAGAAGCAGCAAGGCGCCACCGCCGCCAGCGUCACUCUGAGAGCCGCCAUCGGGCAUCAGUCGACAGCAGGCGUCCUCCUCACCAACCUGUUCACCAUAGCCAGCAGCUAUGAGUAUCAACACCAACACGACCAUCAGCACGAACGCGCCAUAUUCUUCACCCUCGAGCAGCCCCCGCCGGAGACACACCCGCUGCCCGAGGGCUUCCUGGUGUUCCUGGGCUCUCUAGGGCCCGACGAGUCGCCCGAGCGGCCGACAUCCUUUGUGAGGGGGGAGGUGGCCUUCACAACCGUCGGCACACGGCAGCCCGUUCAUGAUCGUGAUGACGAUGACGAUCCUGAUGACGGGUAUCGGCUGCUACGGCCGUCGACAUCAUCACACCGCCAUUUGCAGCACCAGCAGCAGCAGGAGGGCAACACAAGUAAGAGACAGAGAGAGAGGGGGGGGACACGCAUACACUGUUGUGUGCGUGGCCGAUGUGUCCGAUGUGUCCGAUGUGUCUGGUGUGUCUGUGUGUGUGCAGGAGUGCCGUCUCGUCAGUGUCUGUUGUUUCGGUGCCACUCGUCAGCGAGAGCCGGCACUGCUACCAUCGACCUCCGCGGGCUGCUGGGGGCGGAGGACACGAACGGCAGGAGGGGAGCGAGUCUGACCGACUCUGUAGUGCUACACAUGGGUGAGUGAGUGGGUGGGUGGGGUAGGUGGGUGGGCGAGCAUCGGUGACGUUAGCUAUCGACUCGACGACUGAACAUCUUUGUCGGUGCUGUGUGUGUUCAGAGUGUGUCAAGGGCAGAUGAGAUGAGCGGAGCGGUGUGGGUGUGCUGACCUGCCUGAUGCCCUGCGUCCAUUGCGCCUCCCUCUCUCUCUCUCUCUCUGUCUCUCUCCAUCCCUCUGUUUGCUUGUUCUUUGUUGCGUGCAUGGACGCUGUGUGUGUGUGUGUGUGUGUAUGUGCAUGUGUGUGUGUGUAUGUAUGUGCAUGUGCAGUAUUUGUUGUGGUCUUCUCGACACUAACAGGCACACAGACGGGUGGCCAGGUAGGUCCGCCCGUACUGGACGUGACGUGAGCAGAUAGCUAGGUGCAUGUCAUGAAUUCGUGAAGGUCACCAACCAUGAUGACUAAAUAGUCCGUCC